Hevea brasiliensis (rubber tree) is the source of this 2544-nucleotide messenger RNA. RefSeq lists its product as uncharacterized. The transcript is spliced from 6 exons. NCBI's taxonomy places the organism in Eukaryota, Viridiplantae, Streptophyta, Magnoliopsida, Malpighiales, Euphorbiaceae. The record is from RefSeq and is a predicted model, not a curated record. The coding region runs from base 1 to 2544 and encodes 847 amino acids.
AUGCGCAAUUCUAAUUUCACAGAAUUUAGUGCUGAACGACCCUCGAGCAAUCAUGAAACAACCUCAUCUGAAAAGGAAGUAGAGAAAUUUGCUAGAUUGUUGAAUGAUGCUCAAUGUGAACUAUACCCAUGUUGUAAGAAGUAUUCCAAAUUAUCAUUUCUUAUCAAGAUGAUUUAUAACAAAACAAUUACUAAUUCUAGCAAUAAGUCCUUCAGUAUGAACUUAGAGUUAUUCAAGGAUGCUCUCCCAGAAGGUGAAACACUUCCCAAAUCUUAUUAUGAGGUGAAAAAAUUGAUGCAUGAUCUUGGCCUUGGUUAUAUCACAAUAGAUGCAUGUGUGAAUGAUUGCAUACUAUAUUGGAAGGAGUAUGAGCAUUUAGAUACAUGCCUUAAUCCGAUGUGCAGAGCCCCUCGAUGGAAGUAUGGUUUGGGUAAAUGUAAGAAGAUUGCUCAAAAGGUAGUUAGAUAUUUUCCUUUGAAACCUAGACUUCAAAGAUUAUUUAUGUCGAAGGAAAUUGCUAAGGAUAUGAGGUGGCAUAAAGAAAAGCGGGUAAAUAAUGAUGUUAUUAGGCAUCCAGCUAAUGCUGAGGCAUGGAAAGAGUUUGAUAAGGAAAAUGAUUGGUUUGGUCGAGAUCCUCGCAAUGUGCGACUUGGGCUUGCAAGUGAUGGAUUUAACCCAUUUGGCAAUAUGAGCACCAGUUAUAGUAUGUGGCCGGUCAUUCUACUUCCUUACAAUUUGCCACCUUGGAAAUGUAUGAAGGAGCCAUUUUUAUUUUUAUCCAUGCUUAUACUAGGUAAGGAUUCUCCUGGUAAUGAUAUUGAUGUUUAUUUACGACCAUUAAUAGAUGAACUAAAAGAAUUAUGGGAAAAUGGUGUGGAGACAUUUGAUUCAUAUAGUAAUGAAAAUUUUCAAUUACAUGCUGCAUUGUUAUGGACUAUAAAUGAUUUUCCUGCUUAUGGAAUGUUAUCUGGGUGGAGUACAAAGGGAAAAUUAGCAUGUCCAUUACGCCACAAUUUGGAUGUGAUGCACAUUGAGAAAAAUAUAAGUGAAACCAUUAUAGGGAUGUUGUUGGCAAUAGAUGGGAAGACAAAAGACAAUGUCAAGACUCGUUUGGAUUUGGAAGAAAUGGGUAUAAGAAAAGAAUUGCACUUGCAAAGAGAUGGUGAUAGGAUUUUAAUGCCAUUAGCAUGUUACACUUUACCAUUAUCAGAAAGGAAGAAGUUUUGUGAAUGGUUAAAAUUAAUUAAGUUACCUGAUGGUUACGCCUCUAACUUGUCUCGAUGCGUAAAUGUUGAUGAUUGUAGAUUAUCAGGAAUGAAAAGCCAUGACUAUCAUGUAUUUUUACAACGAUUACUUCCAGCUAUAGCUCAUGGUUUUUUGAGAAAGGAUCUUUAUAUUGUGUUGUCUGAGUUGAGUUUUUUCUUCAAAGACUUAUGCUCGAAGACAAUGGAAAGAGAUACUUUACAUAAGUUACAAAAUGAUAUAGCUUUAAUAUUGUGUAAACUUGAAACCAUAUAUCCACCAUCAUUUUUUGUGAUUAUGACACAUUUAUCAAUUCACUUACCACGUGAAAUAGAACUUGGUGGGCCAGUUCAAUAUCGAUGGAUGUAUUUUGUUGAAAGGUUCUUAUGUUCUUUGAAACAAACGGUGCACAACAAAGCUCGCCCAGAAGGUUCCAUUGCUGAGGCAUAUAUCAAUAAAGAGUGCCUUAACUUUUGUUCCAUGUACUUUCAUGGUGUUGAAACUAGGCACAAUCGAGUGGAAAGGAAUUUUGAUAGGCCUCAAAUGUCGAUACCCAAUGGGUUUUUAAUUUUUGCACAAAAGGCAAGAACUUUAGGAGCUACUGUAUAUGAUAUGCUAUCCUUGUCUGAUUUCAAGAAAAUUCAAUGUUUGCACAAGGAAGAACUUCAAAGACAAAGUAUUGCUAAUGUGCAACAUAGACAUCAGGAUGAAUUUCCAUCUUGGUUUAAGCAAUAUUAUAGUGGUAUAAUUGUGAAUGGAAUUAGAUUUCACAAUAUUGAACGUGACAAGUAUCGUCAUACUCAAAAUAGUGGUAUUGUGGUGAAAGGAGAACAUAAUUCAGAAGAAAUUGAUUUUUAUGGUGAGUUAACUGAUAUCAUUGAGCUUGAGUAUUGUCAUGGGAAUUGUGUUUAUGUGUUUAAAUGUAACUGGUGGAAUAUCGACGAUAAAAAGAAUGGAUCAAGAACAUAUGGCCAAUUAAUGAGUGUUAAUGUGAAUCGAAAAUGGUAUGUAGAUGACCCUUUUGUGUUGCAAUAUGAGAUAAAUGAUGGAAAUGUGAUUGAACAAAUUAAUAAUCAAGAUAUAGAAUCAUUGCAUCAUGAUGAUGAAAUUUUAGAAGAAAUUGAUGCUACCACUAUACUCUCAAGGAAUAGCCGAAAAUCAAGUGAAGAUACAAUUAGUGAUGAUUCUACUGAUGAAGAAGAUGAUACGAUUAUUGAUUAUUGUGUUAGUGAUGCUGAUGACAAGGAAAAAGAUGACAACAAUAAAGACAAUUAUGAUGAGGAAGAUGAUGAUGAUUUUUAA